Messenger RNA from Doryrhamphus excisus (bluestripe pipefish), 1275 nucleotides. RefSeq names its product HDGF like 3 (gene hdgfl3). NCBI's taxonomy places the organism in Eukaryota, Metazoa, Chordata, Actinopteri, Syngnathiformes, Syngnathidae. The record is from RefSeq and is a predicted model, not a curated record.
CCACCACUAAUCAGUGCGCUAUGUCGGUCGACAGGGGGCGAUGACUGUCAUCUCGUCUGCGGCGGAGGGGGCGCGUCUGUGCCGAAGGGAAAGCGGGAUUCAAUUUCAAACCCGAGUCAGAGAGGGAAGCGCCAUCGGAUUGGGCGAUUAGCAUUAAACACGCGGAUAACUUGUACGUUUCACGAUUAAAAACAAAAAACGCCGAAGGUCGUCGUCUCGUUUGGAAGAGUGGCGUGGCGCGUCUUCGCUAUAGUGCGAUUCUAUUUGGGGGAGAAAAAGACGCUUCUCUGCCUCAUCAUCAGCUGCAGGUGUUAAAAAACAAUAUCCCGCGUUUAAAACUCUUUUUUUUUGGUAAUUGCCUGUCGGUUCGAUUGCGCGCUGCAACGUCGAUUUGUGCGGGAAGCAUGCCGAGGUCCAACAGACAGCGGGAAUACAAACCCGGAGACCUGGUAUUUGCUAAAAUGAAGGGCUAUCCACACUGGCCUGCUCGGAUUGAUGAGUUCCCUGAGCGGGCGGUGAAGUCCCCCUCCAACAAGUACCAGGUGUUCUUUUUCGGGACGCACGAGACGGCGUCCCUCGGCGCCAAGGAUUUGUUCCCGUAUGACGAGUGCAAGGAGAAGUUUGGCAAGGCGAACAAGAGGAAAGGCUUCGCUGAGGGCCUUUGGGAGAUUGAGAACAAUCCUACGGUCACACACGAGGGCUUUAAGUCCUCAAAGAAAGACAAUGCGUCCCAAGAAGCGGCCGGUUCAGAGAAAGGCGACGGCAGCAGCGACGAGGAUGAGGGCGCCCUCGUCAUCGACGAGAAGAAUGACAGAGGAGGAAAUAAACGCAAGGCAGACGAGUCGGCUGAGGUGUCGCCCAAGAGGCCGAAGGACGGCGAGGCGGAGGGUGCCUCCAACGUGGGCGACGCCAAGACGGAGGGCAAGGCCAACGAUGUGGAUGCCGCACCCAAGGCCGCUGCUCCCACCUCGCAGGCCGAGUCCAAAGCAGAGGAGCAGGACACCAAGGCAGCAGGGGGGCAGCAGACGGCAGACAAGGCCGUGACAGAGAGCGCUUAACAUCCACCUCUGGCAGACAAGAACCUUUUUGAUGCUUCUCACUGGAAUCCUAAGCAUCAAACAGCAAGACCUGCAGGAAGACACGUUUCUCAAAGUCCAAUUCAUAAUAAUUGCAAAAAAAAAAAAACACAAAAAAACAAGCCAGUGUUCACCCGUCAAAUUGGGAUAUCAUAUAUCCCAGAAAUCAGAUUUCCAACAAUUGAAUCGAGAAAUGGGA